Cataglyphis hispanica is the source of this 1726-nucleotide messenger RNA. RefSeq names its product calcineurin B homologous protein 1 (gene elm). The coding region runs from base 384 to 953 and encodes 189 amino acids. Gene Ontology annotation, molecular function: calcium ion binding. Lineage: Eukaryota; Metazoa; Arthropoda; Insecta; Hymenoptera; Formicidae. The transcript has 4 exons. The record is from RefSeq and is a predicted model, not a curated record.
UCUCUCUCUCUCUCUCUCUCUUCAAUGCGUAGUUUGAUACAGAUACAAACUUUAGAUGCAGUGUAAAUCCUCGAUAAUGAUUUUAUCUUAUCACUCGUAAUAUUUUUCGUUUUAUCGAACGCAGAAUAUUUCAUUCGACGAGUUGCCAAGUUGCCUCUGAACUGUUAUAUGGUCAAAGUUCAAGUGCUUGUUCAGGUUCAGAGUUUUCUGUCAUCAUUGAUCUCAUAUGUCAUUCUCUUUAAUAGACAGUCAUAUGAUUUGGCUACGCUCGACAGUUGACACACCUAUAUCUUCUGUUUCGCGAGCGACGUAUGUAAAUGAUAUAGUGCUUGAGCGUUCCGAUAAAUCCAAACCUGUUUGUAUUUCAAUCGUUGCUGAAAAAAAUGGGUAAUAGAUCGAGUCUUCUUCUACGUGAGGAUGAAAUAGCGCAAAUACAGAAUGCCACCGGUUUUACACCAAAUCAAAUCGAACGGUUGUACAGCCGUUUCACGAGCCUGGAUCGCGGUGAUUGCGGAACGCUCAGUCGAGAGGAUUUUCUCAGAAUCCCAGAAUUGGCAAUAAAUCCGCUUGGUGAGAGAAUAGUGAACGCUUUUUUCGAAGAGAGCGGAAACGAUAGAGUGAAUUUCUUGCAAUUCAUGCAAGUCCUGGCUCAUUUCAGGCCAAUCAAGAAAAACAGUCCUAAUCGAUUGAACUCUAGGCAGCAAAAGUUGAAAUUUGCAUUUAAAAUGUAUGACUUGGAUAAUGAUGAUUUGAUCUCAAAAGAUGAACUACUUGCUAUUUUGCACAUGAUGGUUGGCGCCAAUAUUAGUGAGGAACAGUUAACUAGCAUUGCUGAGCGGACUAUAGUUGAAGCUGAUGAAAAUGGAGAUGGUAUGAUAUCAUUUGAAGAAUUCUGCAAAGCAUUAGAACGUACAGAUGUUGAGCAAAAAAUGUCCAUAAGAUUUCUCAGUUGAAUUGAUUGUUCUAUAUGACAUAUGGUAUAAAAUUUAUACAUAUUGAAAUAAGUGUUGAGAAAUUAUGUUGUGACUUUCUUUCACAAUUACAAAAAAUUCUGUUAUAAAUAUAUAUUUAUACCUAUUAUGUGUAAAUAAUAUGUAAAUAUUCUUAUAUAUUAUACCGUUGCCAUUAUCAAGGAGAUAUGGAGUAUCGAUAUAAGUGGAAAUAAUUUCCCAUACAUGCUUAAAUGGCAUUGUUUUUAUUCAUGAUAGUAGUCAAUGAAAUGUAUAAGUAAAUAAAACAAGAACAAAAAAAAAAAAAGAAGGAAAGGGUUAGAAAAAAUUCAGUCUCUAUCUUACAUUGUAUUAAUAAGAUGAAUAGUUCUAUGAAGUAAACACAAGACAUAAAAAAAAAUGAUAACAAAGACUUGUGUAAAUUGUAGCUUAAUAUUGUCAAAAGAUUAUAAGAAAUAUAUUAUCUUUGAAUUGAUCGCAUACAAUAUUCUCCGAUGUUUUCCAACAUAAUUUCUUAUUCAAUAUAAUAUUAUAAUAUUUAACGUAGAAUAUAAUAUUACAUAUACAAAUUUAAAGUAAACAGAAAUAGUAAUAUAUAUGAAUAUAAAAAUUUUUAAAAUACAUGUGAAUAGAAAAUUAAUCUAUUAAAAAUUAUUAUCUAUUUCUUUUAAUGUAUAAGUACAUUUCUAUAAAUCAAAUUUUCUUUUUACAAAUAUUGUAAAAAUGUACUGUAAAUGAUGAGAAAUUACAUGAAUAAAAACUUUUUAAAUACUUUA